ACCGUAGGCGUGCGCACUCUACAAGUUAAACACGCAUGCGUGUAUACAAGUGACACGCACUCGGGUCGUGCGCGGUCGCUCAACGCUGUUCCAGGUUGCCACAACUGUCAAGCGGGCGACAUGAUACCUCUCAGACGUCUGUUGUCUCCCAGGAGUCUUACCUCCUUAUAUCAACGUUUCUGUGCGAGGACACAAGCGUCACUAACUUGUUUACACAACGAACCGUCGCUGCCAUCACAACUUGGCGCCCCAAACUGCAGGUCGUUUCUCUACACACCAACAUGCCGGAAGUCAACCAAUGUGAAAGUGAAAGAGGUAGAAAUCUCAUUAGAAGAGGCACUUCCCUUGUCUCAAGACUCAAUGAAGUUGAUUUGGAACGACGGGUCGGAUCAUAUAUUCAACUACCUUUGGUUGCGAGAUAACUGCAAGUGUUCUCUCUGUGUUGAUCGUAAGUCGAAGCAGAAGCUUCUAGACACACCGGCUAUUCCGCUGAAUCUCAUGCCAGAGGUGUUUGAAAUCAAUCAGGAGGACAACAGUUUGAAUGUGACAUGGCCUGCUAGUCAACAAUCUGGUGAAAGACAUUUCAGCCAGUAUGAUAGUAACUGGUUACAUCGACAUGGAUGCAGAGUCUCCGAUCAGUACUUUCAUCCACACAAGCACACUGACGUUUCUUCGCCCAUUCAUCUGUGGAAUAGAGAUAUUAUAGAAAAGCACUUGCCGACAAUUGAAUACAGAGACGUCAUGGGAUCUGAUGAAGGUCUCUUCAGGUGGCUGUCAGGACUCUAUGGAUAUGGAGUGGCAUUGAUAAAGAAUGCUCCUGUUGAGGAGGAGACCGUCCUGUCCGUCGGGCAGCGUAUAUCGUAUGUAAAAGAAACGAACUAUGGAGUUCUCUUCGAUGUUGUCGCACUCCCGCAGAACGCUGAACACUUGGCGUAUACCGGGGAUGGACUACCUCACCACACCGAUCUCAACUACAAAGAGAAGUCGCCGGGAGUUCAGAUUCUUCACUGCCUCCAUUCAAGUGGAGCUGAACCCGAAGAGGGAUUAUCGCUCUUUGUUGACGGCUUCUAUGUUGCCGAAUCACUAAGAAAACAAAACUAUGCAGCUUUCCAAGUUCUCAGCUCCGUCCCAGUCGAGUUCAAAGUUGCUUAUAAAGAGAAUACCUACAAACAUCACGUUCAAAUCAUCUGUCUUGACAACAGUGGGCAUAUGGAAGAAAUCCACAUUAACAACCGAACGAUGGGACCUCUGCAUGCACCAUUACACCUUGUCAAGUUAUUCUACUCUGCCUAUAAAUCGUUGACCAAUAAGAUCCGAGAGGAGUCGUCUGAGUUGAAGUUUCAGUUGCAGCAAGGAGACGUCGUUGCUUUCAACAAUCGUAGGGUGUUGCAUGGGAGAACGGGAUACAACCCAAGGACAGUGCACAGGCAUUUACAAGGCUGUUACAUUGAAUACGACGAAUUCUUGUCGAAACUCCAGAGCCUGGAAAAUCGGUCAUUGAGUAUUCAUUCAACUACUGGUGUUAGCAAUAGUGAUAGUAUAUUGUAUCCAUAAAUGUACCUGUACAUGUUUUAAUAAAGUUGUUAUAAA
Corticium candelabrum is the source of this 1590-nucleotide messenger RNA. Its product is annotated as gamma-butyrobetaine dioxygenase-like. The record is from RefSeq and is a predicted model, not a curated record. The coding region runs from base 121 to 1554 and encodes 477 amino acids. Gene Ontology annotation, cellular component: mitochondrion. The transcript is spliced from 9 exons. Gene Ontology annotation, biological process: carnitine biosynthetic process. Gene Ontology annotation, molecular function: oxidoreductase activity. NCBI's taxonomy places the organism in Eukaryota, Metazoa, Porifera, Homoscleromorpha, Homosclerophorida, Plakinidae.